Molecule: messenger RNA, 1905 nt
Organism: Phaethon lepturus (White-tailed tropicbird)
Lineage: Eukaryota; Metazoa; Chordata; Aves; Phaethontiformes; Phaethontidae
Product: zinc finger protein 3-like
Exons: 3
Coding region: 1-1905 (634 amino acids)
Source: RefSeq, a predicted model, not a curated record
AUGGAUAAGUGUAGUCAAAAUUAUGUGUUGUCUACGUGGUCUUGCAAAACAGAGCUUACAGAGAGAAAUGAAACCAGUGACAGAAAAGAAUGUGAUGGUGACGAUGUCUUUCAGAAGAUUCCUCCUCUCCUCUCUUCUGCUGGCAAUGAGGGUAGAGAUGAGACCGUUGAGGCAAGCAGACAAUUGACAUUGGCAGCGAUACUCAAAGAUAAAGAGAAACUUGUCAAUGUUUCAAGUGUUCUUACUGAUGGCAGUCAAGAGAAACAACCAGAAAUCCACAAGGAGAUGGAGACAAUUGUUGAAAUGGAAGAUCCUGAUUCUUCAAAGAAUGGAGAUAAUGAAGCUAAUAGCAGAAAAAGAAAGAGAAGCAAAUUUGAAGAUGAAACUCUGAGUUCUCUUUUGGAACAUGACUUGAAAGAAGAACCGAAAUUUACAGGACAUCUCAGCUUUCAUAAGAAAUUUCAUGAACAGUUUCAGGCUACUGCUAAUGGUUAUACAAAUCAGAGCAAUGAAUAUCAUAAAAGUAAAAUAUGCAAAGCUGACAGUGAUUCUCAGGACCGUGUUUCUCUGUGUCUUUCUGGUAAAGAAAAUGAUUGUCUCAGUGACGGAAUGCUGGCUUCAGAAGUAGACUUUGAGUGGGCCGGUGAGGCGUGGGACAAUAAGAAAAUGUGCUCUGGAAAGAAAUUCCCUGAAAACAGCCAUGGAAGCAACGGCUUACCUGUUAUUGGGAAUAGAUCAGAAGUUCCUCUGAAUUCAUACAAAAUGGACACUGUCAUUUGCAAAGAGGAAUUUCUCUUCAACUCCAAGGCCUCUCAUUCACAGGUUCAAGAUGAUGAUGCAUAUCAUAGAUUGGUGGAAGACUUAAAGGAUGCGUGGCCUUCCAAUUUGUCUACAUUCAAAAUGCACAAGUGCCAACACUGCAGUUACGCUACCGCAGUUCAUAGUGACUUCAAGCUGCACCUAAAAAUACAUGCAGGUGAAAGACCAUUUGUGUGUAAAGAAUGCAAUAAGACGUUUAAAACAUCAAACCGUUUGCAGAAACACAGCCUUAUUCACGUAAAGAAUGGAUAUGAGUUUGGCCAUUGCAUCUAUGUAGAUAGCCGUUCAGAGAACCUUGAAUUGCAUCGUGAAAUGGAUGUAGGCUUGUGUCCAGAAAGAGAUUUUGGUUCCUCGGAAGGUUCAAACACCAUCCAUUCUUUUCUUGGUUCAGAAGUCUGUGGAGGACAGCCAGAUGUCCAGAGGGGCAAAACAAAUGAUUUGCUAGCACAAAGUCAGCCACGAUUCUAUCAGUGUGCAGAGUGUGAGUACACUACGUACAUUUUAAGCAACCUUGAGCUACAUGUAAGAACUCACACAGGUGAGAAACCUUACAGCUGCAGCGUUUGUCAGAAGAAGUUUCGUACUUCCAGUCACCUGAAAAGGCACAGAGUCACGCAUUUUAACAUGGAGCAUCUCAAGUGCAGGAACUGUGACUAUUCAACAAACAAAUGGCUGUCCUUGAAACAGCAUCUGGCUUCACACUCCUGUGAGGAAAGCUCAUCUACUGGCUGCUUCUACGAACAAAAGCAGCUGCCUGUCAAAACAUACACAUGUGAAGAGUGUGGCUAUUCCACAGCCCACAAUGGAAACUUGAAGCCACACUUGAGAAUUCAUACAGGGGAGAAGCCGUUCAAGUGCGGUCAGUGCACCGUUGCUUUCCGCACAUCUAGCCACCUGAAGCGCCACUUACUGACUCAUUUAAAGUUGCACUGCAGAAGGUGUAAAUUUUCUACGGUAGAUAAACGUGCUUUCCAAAAGCAUGUGAAAACACACCAAAAAAUGUACAAGUGUGGAAAGUGUAAUGUGACUCUGCCUACCAAAAAACUUCUGGAAAAGCAUAAGCAGCAACAUAAGCUUGGAAUUUAA